Messenger RNA from Microthlaspi erraticum, 1068 nucleotides. Lineage: Eukaryota; Viridiplantae; Streptophyta; Magnoliopsida; Brassicales; Brassicaceae. The record is from the annotation of a GenBank genome assembly.
AUGGAGUGGUGGAAGAAGAAGAAGGCCCGAGCCUAUGAGAAAAAAGUGAGAUUGAUAGGGGCGAAGUUGUUAGAAGAAGUCAUCGAAUGUUGCGAUGGCAAAUCGAAUCCCAUCAAAUUCUUCUCUCCAGACCAGAUCCUCGAAGCCACCGACUAUUUCAGCAACUCUUUGCCUGAAUUAGAUUACUACGAAUGGUAUUCUGGUAAAAACGAGAAGCAUCCCAUGCUACUCAUCAAGAGAUGUAGCAGAGAAUAUACCUAUCGAGAAGAGGAACUCUUGUGCCGCGACAUAGCAAUAUCAUCAAUGGUGAGUGGUCAAAAAAACUUCUUGAAAUUGGUGGGAUGUUGUCUUGAUUCUCAAGAUCCAGUCAUGGUUUAUCAUGGUGUAAAGAAACAUUAUAAACUAGAUCUAAGGGGACAGCCAUGGAUUAGGAGGAUAAAGAUAGCAGAGGAUAUCGCCACUGCGUUAGCUUACCUUCACACUGCCUUCCCAAGGCCCUUUGUAUAUAGGACUCUCGAUCUUCAAGAUUUCUUAUUGGAUGAAGAUGGUGUCGCCAAGCUGUGGGAUUUCUCGUGCUGUGUAUCAAUUCCAGAAGGAGAAACAUUUGUCGAGGUUGAUGAUUUAGCCGGAACAUGUGAUUACCUCGACCAUAAUUAUAUCCUGGAUGGCAUAGUCUCGGAGAAAACAGAUGUCUUCGCCUUUGGAAUUGUCAUGCUAAAGUUUAUAAUCGGAGACCGACGAUUUCAUAAGCUUUUAAAAGAAGAAGAAGAAGAAGAAGAAGACCUUCUAACUUGGGUGUCCAAAUUAGUUGACGAGCCAAGAAUGGAUGUGAUCGCAGAUUCAAUGAUGCUACAAGAGAUGGGUGGGAUUCCAAAACAAGAGAUUUGUCGAAUGGAAGCUUUCUUAAUGCUCUCUAAGAGAUGCAUCGGUCUUCGCGGAGAAGUUCCAACGAUGACGGAGGUAGCCAAAGAACUAAGGAUGAUCCAAAGAUCGAUUGCAUCUUCUUCUUCUCCUUCAGGUGAAACUCAACUCGACUCUGCUCAGGACAUUUCUUUCUCCAGUUGCUAA